AUGACACUUAGAGCAAGCUCCCGCGUGGAUUCUCCAAAGGUAUCGAGGAACAGGCAGAUUGAUCUCCUCAAAGGCUGGCCACAUCCGAGUCUGCUGCCGCCCCAUCAGCUGGACCAGGCGUCCGCAAAAAUACUAUCCAAUCCCUCCAACUCGGACGUCUUGUUUUAUGGUCCAGAUGAAGGCUAUCAACCACUGAGAGAGGAAAUUGCCAAAUGGCUCAAUGAUUUCUACCGGCCUAGCGAGACAGUCUCAAGCGAGAGAAUAUGUAUCAGUGGCGGUGCCAGCCAGAAUCUCGCCUGUAUUUUGCAGACUUUUACUGACCCGAUCUAUACUCGCAAUGUCUGGAUGGUGGCUCCGACAUAUUAUUUGGCUUGCAGGAUUUUUAACGACUCUGGGUUCGACAAUAAGCUGAGAGCUGUGCCCGAGGAUGCAGAAGGUAUCGACCUCUCGUACCUCGAGCGAAGGCUCCGAGAAAGCGAGAAACGGGCGAUGGCUGAAAACAACACAUCACCCCGGGUCAAGUCACCUAAGCCAUGGAGGAAGAUAUACAAACACAUUAUUUAUGCAGUCCCGACUUUUUCCAACCCUUCCGGUCGAAUCAUGAGUCUGGGCCAUCGGCAAGACCUGGUCCGCCUGGCUCGACAAUACGACGCUCUCAUUGUGACCGAUGACGUCUAUGACAUGCUCCAGUGGCCCUCCGAUCCCAAGGCCGGCUCGCGCAGGAUGGACACUGCUGUCCUGCCACGAAUAGUCGACAUUGAUAGACAACUCGAUGGCGGAGUAGUGGAUGAAUAUGGGCACGCCGUGAGUAAUGGGAGUUUCAGCAAGAUUGUGGCUCCGGGUUGUCGAACAGGUUGGGCCGAAGGGACGCCGGCAUUGGUCUAUGGACUGUCACAAACGGGUUCAAGUCGCUCUGGAGGCGCCCCUUCUCAUCUGGUCGCCUCCUUCAUUUACCAGAUGAUGGCCACCGGGGUUUUGCAAACCCACAUUCUGCAGGAAUUGCAGCCAGCGUAUGCGCAACGAUAUCAUCUGCUGAUGCGAGCGGUAGAGCAGCACCUGUUGCCAUUGGGACUGACCAUGCCUCAGGCGGACAAGGAUGUUGCCGGAGGCUACUUCAUCUGGUUGACCUUGCCAGGCUCCUUGGACGCGACACGCAUCUACAAACGGGCGUUGAAAGAAGCGAAUUUGACUGUAAUUGCCGGACCUAUGUUCAAGGUGGACGGAGACGAACAAAACAAGGAGGCGCGUUUUGAGCAGGAUCUCCGCCUGUGUUAUUCCUGGGAAGACUUGGAUGUGCUCGAGGAAGGCGUCGUUCGAUUGGCUCAGGUGAUUGAAAACGAGCUGGAAACAAACCGGUCAAGUGGAGGAUGA
Fonsecaea multimorphosa CBS 102226 is the source of this 1371-nucleotide messenger RNA. RefSeq lists its product as uncharacterized. The transcript has a single exon. Gene Ontology annotation, molecular function: pyridoxal phosphate binding; L-2-aminoadipate:2-oxoglutarate transaminase activity. Gene Ontology annotation, biological process: biosynthetic process. The coding region runs from base 1 to 1371 and encodes 456 amino acids. The record is from RefSeq and is a predicted model, not a curated record. NCBI's taxonomy places the organism in Eukaryota, Fungi, Ascomycota, Eurotiomycetes, Chaetothyriales, Herpotrichiellaceae.